AAAAGAACAGAACAGAGUUUUCCACCGCACCCUCGGGAAAAAAAACCCACUUCAACACACCCACCAAAAUGACCUAUCGCCACAACCAAACCGUCGAAGUGAUCGGAAAUCAAGAACCUUAUAAGUGCUCCUAUUACCCAGCAACACUCCUCGCCGCAAUCGGAAAAACCCGGUACCUGGUCCGGUACCAAACCCGGUUCACGGACGACAAGUCAAGACUACUAACCGAAUCCCUUCGCGGUUCGGAGAUUCGGCCGGUCCCGCCCGAGAUUCAGGCUCCUGGGUUCGCGGCGGGGGAGCGGGUCGAGGUCUGCGCCAACGGAGGGUGGUGGGUUGGGAGGGUUGACCGGAGUGUGGAUCCGGUUUACUACGUGCGGCUGGAUGGUGACGGGAGUGAGUUGCGGUGUCCUUUGUACAGAGUGAGGAAGCACUUGAUAUGGGAUGAUGGGAAGUGGGUUUGUUCUGGAACUGGAAGUAGGCCUCAGAACUUUGAAGCAAAAGAUGUGGAAUGGAAGGGUUAGCUUAGAAGAGAAUCACAAAUUAGCCAUGUUGCAGCUUGAGAGGUAGCUUAGGGAAGCACAAUGGUAUGAAUAGUCUGCUCAUUUUUCUUCUAUAGGUGAUGGGGUCCAAAACUUCUGUGAUAUGCUUUGUGUUUUCCACAGAGUUGGAAAUGUUUGUUUUUUCACAAGUGAGAAGAAGACAGAAACUUUGAGACAGUGAUUUGAAAUUCUGCAUUGGAUAGAUGGGCCUUUACCUGUAGUGGUUACAUACAUAUUGUGCGUAAAACGUCCAGUUAGUCUUUUUGUGUUCAUCUUGAUUUCAUUUCCUCGUCCCUUGUAACAUAUCUAUCGAUUACUUCACAAUAGGUUUGUCGAGGAUUUGCUAAGUGAGAACAUUUGGUACUUGAACAUAUUCAGUUUUUGCACUUCCUUUUCGUCUA
This is a messenger RNA of Rhododendron vialii, 940 nucleotides long. RefSeq names its product protein AGENET DOMAIN (AGD)-CONTAINING P1-like. NCBI's taxonomy places the organism in Eukaryota, Viridiplantae, Streptophyta, Magnoliopsida, Ericales, Ericaceae. The transcript is spliced from 2 exons. Bases 69 to 521 code for a protein of 150 amino acids. The record is from RefSeq and is a predicted model, not a curated record.